Molecule: messenger RNA, 5425 nt
Organism: Rhinolophus ferrumequinum (greater horseshoe bat)
Lineage: Eukaryota; Metazoa; Chordata; Mammalia; Chiroptera; Rhinolophidae
Gene: CARD6
Product: caspase recruitment domain family member 6
Exons: 3
Coding region: 35-3184 (1049 amino acids)
Biological process (GO): regulation of apoptotic process
Source: RefSeq, a predicted model, not a curated record
UAAUCAACUUCCUAGUCCAGGGAAAACGAGAACAAUGGCUACCGGGAGUGUUCCCUCAGAGAUCAUAGAAAGAGAACGGAAAAAGUUGCUCGAAAUCCUCCAAGAAGAUCCUGAUUCUAUCUUAGAUACAUUAACCUCUCGGAGGCUGAUUUCUGAGGAAGAGUAUGAGACUCUGGAGAAUAUUACAGAUCCCCUGAAGAAAAUUCGGAAGCUGUUAAUUUUAGUGCAGAAAAAGGGAGAGGUGAGCUGUCAGCAUUUUCUCAAGUGUUUAUGUAGUACUUUUCCAGAGUCAGCUACCAUUUGGGGCUUAAGGCAAGAAUGUUUAAAACAUGAGAACAUAGAACCUCCUCAAUCUAUGGGGGUAAGCAAGAAUCCAGAAGGUCUAUUUUCCCCUGGAGAGAAACAGCCUGAGGAUUCUGAGAUCACAGUGUCCUUCAAAGACACAGAACACUUGGAUUUAGGAACCUCUAACACGUUCGUGGAAGAGAAAACUAGUUAUAGGGACACAGCUUGGUCCUCACGGGAAAACGAGAAAUAUGAAUGCAACACAUCAAAAGUCACGUUGUCACAUUCGGUUGAGACUAUUGACUAUGACGUUCCAGAAAUUAUUGAUUAUUUACAGGAUGGACAGACAUAUGAGGAGCCAGAUAAUUCUCUAUACUUAGGAGAAGAGGAAUAUCUAGAAUUGGUUGUAGACUCUGAAAAUGCAGAAACCACUGUGGAAGAAGAGGAUUAUAAUGACCCCACGCACCUUGUCUAUGAUGGCGAAGAGGGUUCUGAGUAUGCAGACACCACGGCGUUCUCUGAUGAAGAACCGAGUUAUGAGGAUUCAGAAACUGGCCUGUCAUUGGAGGAUGAGGAGGCAGAGGAGAAAAGUACAGAAGAAAGAAAAAAGGUCUUUAAAGAUGUCCUGUCAUGUUUGAACAUGGAUAGGAGCCGAAAGCUUCUGCCAGAUUUUGUUAAACAAUUCUCCUUAGAUCGAGGAUGUAAGUGGACACCUGAGACUCCGGGAGACUUAGCCUGGAAUUUCCUGAUGAAAGUUCAAGCACUGGAUGUGACAGCUAGAGAUUCAAUCCUCAGACACAAGGUUCUGUGUGAGGAUAACCAAGGGGAAUUGCCAACUGCAGCAGAGAAUUUGGAAGUUAGAGACAUACAAACCAUCAAUCCCCUUGAUGUUCUUUGUGCCUCUAUGCUGUGUUCAGAUAGCUCUUUGCAACGCAAAGUCAUGUCAAGCAUGUAUCAAUGCAAGUUUGCUCUUCCUCUGCUACUGCCAGAUGCAGAGAACAACAAAAGCAUUUUAAUGCUGGGGGCCAUGAAAGACAUUGUGAAGAAGCAGUCAGCACAGUCUUCAGGAGCGCCUACAGGGGAGACAGAAAAGUUUCUGACCCUCAUGAAGAUGCCUCUCAUCUCUUUUGUGCGUCUAGGAGACUGUAGCUUCUCCAAGUCCAGAAUCCUCAACACACUGCUCAGCCCCGCCCAACUGAAAUCACACAAAAUAUUUCUCCAUCAGGAUUGGCCUGUUCUGGUGCUUCCCCGGCAAAUCUCUGAUGGCCUGGUUGAAAUAACUUGGUGUUUUCCUGAUAGCGAUGGUCUAACGGAAAACCCUAGUUUCUUCCAAAAGCCUGUUGCUGUGGCCAACCUUCGUGGAGAACUAGAAAGUUUCUGGACAGAAUUUGGUUUCUUGAUGGAAGUUUCCUCAGCUGUGUUUUUUUUCACCAACUGCCUAGGUGAGAAGGAAUGGGACCUGCUCAUGUUUUUAGGAGAAGCUGCCAUUGAAAGAUGCUACUUUGUCCUCAAUCCCCAGGCCAGGGAGACUGAAGAGGCUCAGAUUUUCCAGAGGAUCCUGAAGUUGAAGCCAUCACAGCUACUAUUUUGGGAGGAGGAAGAAGCUGGGGAGAAAGGGAAGAACAUGAAGGGUCUCCAAGCUGCCCUCCAAGAAGUGAUGUCCUCUUCACUCAGAUGUGUGUCCGUGGAAGACAUGGCUUCCCUAGCCAGGGAGUUGGGGAUCCAGGUAGACCAAGACUUUGAGAAUGUUCAAGGAAUUCAGGUUCCCUCUAGUGAAAACUUGGUUGGAACAGUUGAAGAGGAAAGACAACAAAGACACACUCAGCCAAAAAGGUCAUCUGAAUGCCCAGCUGAGAUGCCUGUAACAGAGCCUGGAGCUGGAUGUGAGGUCAGCCAGAUUCUUCAGAAUUUCCACCUUACCCCAGUAUCUAUGCCUUAUCUGGAAAACUCCUGUCCUUUACCAAUCAGAAUUGGAGGUAACUUAAACCAUGGUUCUUUGAAAGCCCCUUGGAUUAUGGACCCCCACUUUUGGUCAGAGCAGAAGUCUAAGUGGUUCUCUCCUUCACCUUUUCAGAAUUCAAGGUUCCAUAGUCGAGGUAAAAGAUUUGGGAUGCAGUACUCCCAACCCCAGAGAUUUUAUUCAGGUAACAGGUUUAUGAAAUUUUCAAGACCUCCUCAGGGACGUCACAUGAAUGAAACAUUUGUGAGACCACCAAGACCCAUUCAUCAGUAUGUACAGGCCUGGCCUCAGAGACCACAGACAAUGGGAGCUCGUGAAAGGUCUGCUGCACUGGUCUCCAGGGUAGGUCACCUCCAUUACCAGGGUUCACAACCAGGAGGACAAGUUAGGAAGCCACAGCGUAGGCCAGCCCAACAGCCUAGGCCAGCCCAACAGCCUAGGCCAGCUCACGCCUCGGGAACACAGCCAACUGAGGCAACUGGAAAACUUACGAGAACAACACUCCAUACUGCGAAUCCUCACCCUAAAGCAUUUCAACAAGCAGGACUCAUACAAAACCUCAUAAGACCUGCCUGUCAGCAAGGAUUAAAGCCAGAGACACAAGGUGGGCCAUCAAAUCCAGCUUUCCAAAUGGGAUCCCAUCCCAUGUCCAGCAGCAAAUUUUUACCCAGCUCUCAGUUCCAAUCCAGUCAGCCCAAGCCGCCCCAGCCCAAACCCUUUCAUCCUAUGCCCUCUCAACUCAAACCCACUCAAACAAAACCCACUCAGCCCCAGCCCUCUCAAGCGAAAUGCUCUCCAUCCAAACCCACUCGGCCCCAGUCUUCCCAAUCUAAGCCUUCUUGGCCCAGACCUACUCAACCCAAGUCAUCUCAAACCGGUCCUUCACAGGCUAAGGCACACUAUCCAAGACCAGGGCCCAAGAAGGUAGGGAAGCAUUAAAGUGUUUACUCCAGAGACCUAUGAAACUUAUUCUUUACCCAGGCCAUUCCUGUCAUAUAGUAACCUGAAGGAGAGUGGCAGUGAUGAUAAGAGACUACUGUCAUUAUCAUGGCACAGAAAAGAAAAGAAAAGAUAUGCACAGCUUCAUUGGUUAUCAUUAAAAUAUCUGUAAGAGUUGUGUCCCUAACAAAGAGGAAGAAUAUUAAAAGAAUUAAGAAUAGAAUUAAGCAAUAAAUAAAGUAACUGAAUACAGCCUUGAGUAUUAGGUAAUAUAUAACCUGAAUCCAGGGAAUGGGAAUUGUGAAAUAGCUCCACUUGACAAAGAAUGGGGUUAGACUCUCUAGUUGCAAAAUGAUCAUAAAAUAGGGCUCAGGUUGCCUCAAUGUUGCAAAUAAAAUUGCCCUAGAUGUUGGCUGUUCCAGAGGUGUCUUAGUCAAGAUUUUUGGUUAUGUAUCAGCUGCUAAGCAGGUAACCCUGUUUGUUUGAGAUGUUUAAAUCAAUUUGCUUAUGAUAACAGCCCCAAUUUGCUGGAUAAUAAAACGCUCUUAUUUGACCCUUACAUGUAGAAACAAUGGACUGAACACCAAUGAAAUUAAUUAUUUUGCAUUAACUUUAAGACUAAUCUGUGUAUGUUUCUAUUUAAAAUGUUUGUAAUAGUUAAGAUAAUUGACUUACUGUAUUCUUUGAGGAUCUGAUGUAUUAGCCUCAUGAUUCUAGCUUAAAAUGUAUAAUUGAGGUUUUAAUUUUAGAGUUGUUGUUUUUUUUAAGUUGAAAAUAUUAAGCUCAAUUUACAAAGUUUGUUAAAAGCGUUGAAAUAUUUAAGAGAACUUGCGAUUCACAAAAUUUACAAUUUUAAUUUAUUAGAUUUAUUUUUGUCCUAAACAUUUUGGCUAAGUUCUGUUAGUUAGAAAUAUUAAGUGAAAGGAAUAUGUUCAAUUUAAAAUACUUACAUGAAGUUUAACUAAGUUUGUAAAUGACACAAAAUAUUAAUAAAAGGCCACUUUAAAGGUAGAUGUUAAAAUUCACUGGCUAGAAAUAAAAUAAUAAGAUUUGUAAAUUGAAUUAAGAGCCCUGGUUUUAGAUUUGUAACUUUUAUAAAAUUAAUAUUAACUUUUUUAUUUUUAUUUUUAUUAGUUUCAGGUGUACAAAGCAAUGUAAUAGUUAGACAUUUACACCCCUCACAAAGUGAUACCCCCCAAUCUACUACCCCUUUGACAUCGUAUAUAGCUGUUACUAUACCAUACUAUAAAAUUAAUAUUAAUUUUAAGUACUAAAAUAGCCACAAGUUGUCUUUUCUGGGUACAAAAUUGUCUUCAAGGACACAAAAAAAUCAUACUGACAAAUAGAUGAGAAAUGAUCUUCGAAAAAGAACAAUUAAUCUCUGAGAACAUUUUCAUACUACAAUAGAUAUCCUUCAUUUGUACAUGUUAUUAAACAAUCAAUUUUGAGUUGUUGUUGUUUAAUCCUUUACUAUAAGGGUGAUGACUAUGAAUGUGAUUUUUUAUCUUUGUCUUUUGGCAGUAGAAAAAGCGUAAUGACAGUUUAUAACUACAAAAUCUUUGGAGUUAAAAGUGGUUUUUCUCUACUGAAGAUAGUACUGUUUAACCUUUUGAAAUGAGCAAUAGUAAUGAUUUUUUUAAAAAAAACGUGUCUGAAUCCUUGUUCAAGGUUAAUUCCUGGAGGAUCGAACUUGUUGGGUUAUUGUCACCAAUAGAUCCUGGAUCCUAUAUACGUGGUACAUUCAAAUUGGAUGAUUUGAGGAGAGUUUAAUAAAGGGACCAUUUAUAAAGAUCUGAGCAAGAUGUAAAAACAGCACAAGGAGAGUGUAGUGCCCUGGAUCUAGUAAAAGCGAGGCCCUUUACCACCCAAGGUCCAAAGUGGGGCAGGGAGUGCUUUCUCCAGUCAGAAGAGCUGUGUGGAAAGGGUCUUGGAUCAGGCUGGUUGAGGUGGGCAGCAGGCUGCAGUGACCCACAGGAAAGUAUCCCAGGGAAUAAAUAUCCUCUCCUUACCUCUGAUCUGCCAGUGCAUCCCCUUGGCCAAAUCCAACCAGAAACCAGAGAAUAAGGAGCUCAUCUAGUUUUGAAAAUGCAGAAAUAGACAAGAAAGGAACAAAAAUAAUCUGUAAUAUCAUAACUCAGAGGAAGUAACAUAGUCCUCUGACUCACUAAUAAUAUUUUCACGUUUUUUAUAUAUAUAUGUGUAUAUAUAUACAUAUAUAUAUACACAUAUAUAUACACACGC